Molecule: messenger RNA, 2407 nt
Organism: Sycon ciliatum
Lineage: Eukaryota; Metazoa; Porifera; Calcarea; Leucosolenida; Sycettidae
Product: C-Maf-inducing protein-like
Source: RefSeq, a predicted model, not a curated record
GAGUGAGAGUAGAGGCAACAGAGGCAAGUGCGUCGAUCACAGUUUGGCUGCGACAGUCUGGUGGCUUGCAGGCGAUAGCACAGCUCCAGCUUUCUGCUGCUCUGCAGAAAAAGAGGAGAACGCCGUGGAGAGAGCAGUGGAGUUUGCCUCCUGCAAGAGGUUUGCCUGCUUAGUAGUAUUUCUCUCUGCUGCCGUCUCAUGCCCUUUGCGAAGCGCACGAGGGUUGGACUUAUGGGAUGAUCACGACGCAGAGUACGGGUGACGCUACACAGUGCGUUUGGCGCAGAUAGUGCUGAGAGGAGCUGAGGAUGCAGGCAGCAGCGGGUGUUAGGCGCACUGCAUCUUUAGGCGAAGAGCGACCCAGCUACAGUUUAGCUCGAGAGGGAAACGUUUGCUGUUUUCUGAGAGUGCAUGAAGUAGCGCUGUUACCUGCAGCUAACAGGCGUUUGCCCUGCUCGGACCGAGAUCGGGCACAUAACAGAAGUAGACGGAGAAGAUUCUUUAGUUGUUCGUCGAACAGUGAUCGGACCGUGGAGAAUCGAAUGAGGACUUACUGGUUGGAGGUGCGGGAUGAUGGACUUUGGCUCAGACAGGACGGUGUUGACUACCUGCUGAGCUAUUCGGACUUCACCAGCCUGUCGCGCAAAAGACAAACGAGCGGCGGAUCCAGCAAGCAGCAGCAGAUCGUCAUUGAGACGUCGUACGGCGACUACUAUCUGCAGUUGCAGUCGAAUCAUGAGCGAGAGCAGUGGUACUACUCGUUGCAGUACAAGCGUAUGCUCAGCGACAUGCGUUGGGCGCUGAAGGGCGAGCAGAAGUCUCAGCAGGCCAAGCUGGACCUGAUGAAGCUCUGCUCCGACUACCAGGCGACUGGCAAAAUCCGCUGCGACGACACGAGAGAGGAGUUCCUGGACUGCGUGUGUCACUACAUCACUGAUACGAGAAUACCACCGAUGUUCAUGAAGGUGAUUGUCCCCAUGCUCGCCUCGACACUAUCCAGCUUACGACCGCCGGAUGUUGUCUGCCACUUUCUCAAGAAGCAUAUGACCAGUAUAAUCAACACUGACUUCCAGUGGUACCUGGACAGCAUGAUCAUCAACCUGUUCAAGCUGCCGCUGCUGAAUGAUCACAAGUGCAGUCAGGGUGAAUUCGAACUGCUCGUGUCAUACUUCCGCGUCAUGCACAACUGCAACAAGGAUGCCGAACUGAGAGAACUGAUUCACAGACUUCACGGUGCGUCCAAGCAUCUCGCCUGCCCGUUCCCGAUCGUCUUUGCGCGGCUACGUGAGAUGGUGAUCAUGAGCUGUACAGCGGCGUACAAGGAAGAUGAGGAGCUCAAGAAACUAAGCUUACUGGCAGUGUGUGGCCUCAUUGUAGAAGAAGCACUGCAAUAUGACGACUGGAGGGAAAAGAUGGCGGUUCUCAAGCCGAGAGAUUUCCCAGAUGAGGCACUGUCGGACCAUUCCGCCGGCCGGUGGAUGAGCACGUUUGUGCGGCAGCUGGCGCUGGACGAUCGGCUCGGCGUGCGCCUGUCGCUGACCCGGCUCAAUGCCACGCACUCACCCGACUGGCUGCAGCACUUCCGCAUCGGCUCGCCGCUGUGCACGCUGGCAGAGUCACACGAGCUCUUCUGCACCCUGGUGCAGGCGCUCUCCUGCACCGAGGGCAACUUCAAGCGCGUGCUCGCCAACUUCGCGACGGUGAGGGACUCGCUGGCGAUCCUGGCCCGCAAGAACAACACGUUUGCAUUGCAGGCGCUGGUGGACCUGGUCAGAUACCAGGAGAUCACCGAUGCAGACGAGGUGGAGCGGAUCAAGGCGGUGUUGAGAGAGGGAAACCACCACAACCAUCUGAAUCAGCUGGCCUCCAGUCAAGCGGCAGUGGAGGAAGUUGAUGGACCAGUGGAGAUACUGGAGCUGCCAUGCGGGUCAACGAGCGAGGACCUGCGCAAAGCACUGACGAAACACACGAAGAAUUUGCGGAUAGCAGACCUGACGAGCACGCGGUGCGGAACGGACGCCAUGCGGAUGCUCUCGCACUACCCGAACCUGACGGAAGUGAGACUCUGGUCGACACCGGUUGGUGAUCAAGGAAUUCGCAUUCUAUGCGACAAGCUCAAUCUGAAGAAGCUGGACCUGCGCGAUACGCACAUCACGCCAACCUGCUUCAUCGACCUGGUGCAGAUGAACAACCUGGAGACGUUGUACAUGUCCUGCCAAAACUACAAGCGACACGCCUUCGAAUAUCUAGCGAGAAGGCUUCCGAAUCUGAAGACAUUUGAAGUCAAUGACCUGGUAGAUUUCGAUUUUCUGAGUGGGCGGCAAGUGGAACUGGUCAGACCGCUGUCAUGUCCGGGCAGCACGCCAAGCCGCGUGCGCAGGCCAACGUUCAAUCGAGCAGCAUCCGU